Messenger RNA from Porites lobata, 2849 nucleotides. NCBI's taxonomy places the organism in Eukaryota, Metazoa, Cnidaria, Anthozoa, Scleractinia, Poritidae. The record is from the annotation of a GenBank genome assembly.
UCUCAUGAACUUCUCCCGUCUAAACGAGGCUUUAAAUUAGCCUCGCUAAAUAUUAAUAGUCUAUCUGCACACAUUGACGAACUACGAAUUUUGCUUUCCGGCAGACCUAUCGAUAUCUUAGCCAUAAACGAAACUAAAUUGGAUGACACAAUAAGCGAUAAUGAAAUUCAUAUUUCUGGCUAUGAAUCUAUUCGUAGCGAUCGCUCUACCAACGGUAGGUCUGGAGGGGGUGUUUGUUUUUUUAUUCGUUCCGAAAUCAAUUAUUCUGUUCGCUCUGACCUAAUGUGUGAACACUUGGAAAGAGUCUGACUGUCGAAAUCAAGAAACCCAGAUCAAGGCCUUUUGCCGUUAUGACCUGGUAUAGACCCCCUGAUUCUUCUAUUGAUCUUUUUAAACCAUUUGAAGAACUUAUUGGAAAACUAGACUCUGAAAAUAUCGAAUAUUACGUCUUAGGAGAUCUGAAUUGUAAUAUGGCCGCGCCUAAGUUUGACAACAGUACAAAUAUCUUAUCUAAUAUUGCUGAAGUUUACGGCCUUGAUCAGUUAAUAACCGAAUAUACUAGAAUUACCGACAAAUCAUCUACUCUAAUUGAUCUAAUUUUUACAAAUACUCCAGAUAGGGUCGUCUGUUCAGGGGUCUCACAUAUAGGCAUCAGCGACAACAGUUUAGUUUACGCCUUUCGUAAAGUUUCUAUAGAAUCGACAACGUAAAAGCAUACUACCCUGAGAUAUAGGAAAUUUAAGAAUUUUAACUCUGAUCACUUUCGCAACGAUAUAUGUCAACAGGAUUGGAGUAACAUCGAAAAUUAUUCUGAUCCUAAUUUAAUGUGGGCUGCAUGGAAACAACUAUUCCUGGAAUGCGUAAACAAGCAUGCCCCACUUCAUGUAAAACGGGCUCGCGCCUCAAAGUCACCUUGGAUCACACCUUACUUAAAGAAACCAAUGCAUGACAGAGAUAUUCUUAAAUUGAAAGCAUCGCGUUCUAAGGAUGCUAAUGACUGGCUACAAUUUAAAAAAUGUCGCAACCUAGUUAAUAACGAAAUUAAAAAAGCAAAAGAGCUCUAUUAUAAAAGGGUAUUAGAUGAAAACGAAGGCAAUUCGCGCCAGACCUGGAAGAUUGUAAAUGAGCUCACGUCAAGGAAAACUAAUAAUUGUUGCAUAAAAGAAAUCAAAAGCAACGGUAACUCUAUUUACGGCCCUCCUGAGCUGGCCGAUGCCUUCAACGAUCACUUUUCUUCUAUUGGACCCAAGCUUGCUAGCCAGAUUUAUUCUAAUAAAGGUCCAUCACACCUACAUUACCUUGAGGGAACUGACAAACGUUUGGAGUUAAAAUGUACUAAUCCUUCUAGAGUGUUCUCGCUUUUGUCUAAGCUUUGUAAAUCGAAAGCCACAGGCCUAGAUAUGAUAUCUGCGCGACUUCUUAGGGAAUGCGCCGAUCUGAUUGCUGAUCCUAUUUUUAAUCAGUCCAUCAGAUCAGGUAUUUUCCCUCAGGAAUGGAAAUGCGCAAAAGUUACUCCACUUUUCAAAGAGGGAAAUCACUCCGACUUAAACAAUUAUCGCCCAAUUUCUAUCGUCCCUAUAGUAGCUAAGGUGUUUGAGCGUAUCAUCUACGACCAGGUUUACGGUUAUCUUACUGAAAACAAUUUGAUUUCCAGCCAACAAUCUGGUUUUCGUUCGCUCCACUCAACUGUUACUGCCUUGUUGGAGGCCACUAACGAUUGGGCCUUCAACGUUGAUAAAGGCAGUGUAAAUGCAGUAGUUUUCCUCGACCUAAAAAAAGCUUUCGAUACCGUUGACCAUACAAUUCUUCUGUCUAAAUUAUUCGAAUAUGGUAUCCGCGGUAACGCUUAUGAAUGGUUUAGGUCAUACCUAGAUAAUCGCAAUCAACAGUGUUUCGUAAAUGAUUCGCUCUCAAAUAGUCAAAUUCUCACUUGUGGCAUUCCGCAAGGAACAAUUCUAGGACCUUUGCGUUUUAUUUUAUACAUAAAUGAUCUUCCUAAUUGCCUGUCUAAUUCAGUUGCACGUAUGUAUGCCGACGAUACUCACCUGACCUUCGCUAGUAACAACAUAGAAACGAUCAAUGAUGUUAUGAAUCAAGACCUAUCCAAUGUUAAUACAUGGCUCACUGCAAACAAAUUGACUCUCAAUUCAUCUAAAACUGAGUUCAUGUUAAUUGGAUCGCGGCAAAGGUUAGGUACUUACGAUACUUCCCCUAAACUAAUCAUAGGUGGUGACAUAAUUAAACAAGUUAGCUCGGUUAAAUCUCUGGGUGUGCAUAUAGACGAAAACCUUUCAUGGAAUAUGCACAUUGAAAAAAUAGCCAAUAAAAUCGCAUCGGGCAUUGGAGCAAUUAAACGUUGUAGGCCUUUUGUUAAUCGAACCACGCUGGAGUCCGUUUUCAAUGCCUUAGUUCAACCGUACUUUAAUUACUGCAGCGAGGUCUGGGGGCAUUGUAACAAAAGUCUUUCGAAUAAGCUCCAAAAGUUGCAAAACCGGGCUGCCCGUAUUCUAACCUUCUCCAAUUAUGACACAAGCGCUGAUCCUCUUCUUGAGCAACUCAACUGGAAACGGUUGGAUACUCAGCGACAAAUACAAGUGGCCACCAUGGUCUAUAAAUCUAUACAUGGUCUUGCGCCCGACUAUCUUGGUUCUCUUUUCACUAAAUAUAAUCCACCUUAUAAUUUCAGGAACUCUGAAAACAAACUAGCUGUUCCAUUGCCCCGCACCAAUUUCUUGAAAAAUAGCUUUAGCUAUAAUGGUGCGGUUAUCUGGAACAGCUUGUCCCCUGAAUUGCGGCAAGCAAAAUCACUUAAAUCUUUUCGAAAUGGUUGUCGCGAUUUCUUUGACUGA